Messenger RNA from Clupea harengus (Atlantic herring), 2327 nucleotides. It is a transcript of the gene noa1, whose product is annotated as nitric oxide associated 1. Lineage: Eukaryota; Metazoa; Chordata; Actinopteri; Clupeiformes; Clupeidae. The record is from RefSeq and is a predicted model, not a curated record. Gene Ontology annotation, molecular function: GTP binding.
AUGGCAUCAAAAAGCAUGCACUGUCAACUUCCUCUGAUGUCAUCAAUUCUCGCGGACUGGUACAUAUCACAUGUGAGCUGUUUCGGGGUUAACCUUGUCAUUUAUCUGAAACAGACACUUUUGCAGCGGUACGCUACAACCUCACCAGCCACUUCUCUGCGAUGGAUUGCACCAUGUAUCCGGUCUGGGAAGAACGGGAUAACGCACUUCAGAUGCUACCAAACUGGGCGAGGGGAACGGGCAGCAACGGGGAAAACGGACAUCGGAAGAACCGUCAGACUGGCAUCGGUGGAACCAGGGAGAGAGGAGAAGUUUGUUUUCCUUGAGUACGAUGAACCCGAAGAGCUCAGAGACUCGCUCCCAGAGCAUCUGCGCAUCACGGACACCAUGGUAACCAAAGAGAAGGCAAAGAGAAAGUCUGACACAGGCCCACUUCGCGGGGCCCUUGAGCAGCAGGCGCGUGUCCUCUCCGAGAUGAAAAUCAAAGCGGACGAGGAGUCUCUCAUCGAGUUCCACGAUAUCGGGUUCCAGGUGGAGGAGAUAUCCAGGUCUCAGCAGAAGAGACGCAAGGAGCAUAAAGUCUACGGCUCGCCAGACCCAGCUCAGCCGGUCAGCGACACCCCCUGUUCGGGUUGUGGCGCUCUCAUGCACUGUGCGGACCCCGACAUCCCAGGCUACAUAGCCAGCGAGAAAUACGCGAGCUUGGUGGAGGAUGCCGCGCUCUUUAAAGCCAUCUGUCAGCGUUGCUUCUUGCUCACGAACCACCAGAAAGCGCUGAGCGUCACCAUGUCUAAGGAGGAGUACCGGGACAUCGUGCGAGCCGUGAGACCACAUAAAGCGCUUGUUAUCCUAAUCGUGGACCUCCUGGACCUCCCGGACUCGAUAGUCCCGGACCUACCGGAGCUCGUUGGGCGCAACAAACAAAUAGUAAUUCUGGGGAACAAAGUUGACCUCCUCCCAGGAGAUUCGCAGGACUACUUAUCGCGCAUCAGGAAGCGGCUGGUGCAGUACUGCGCAGAGGCAGGAGUCGCUGCUGGGGACCCGAAAGACGUUCACCUGAUCAGCGCGAAGACCGGCUACGGCGUCGAGAAGCUCGUGUCCAGACUCCAGAAGUUGUGGCGCUACGAGGGAGACGUGUACCUAGUGGGCACCACCAACGCCGGGAAGUCCACGCUCUUCAACACGCUCCUGGAGUCCGAUUACUGCAAGUCUCGAGCUUCUGAGGCUAUUCACAAGGCCACGAUCUCCCCGUGGCCCGGCACUACUCUGAACCUGUUGAAGUUUCCCAUCAUUAACCCGACUGCGCACCGCAUGCAGCGUCGAUCCGAGCGCCUGCUUCAGCACUCUGCACGGACACUGGAGGAGCUGGACCCAGAGGAGCAGCGCAAACUCCAGCAGCUUGGCAGACACGCAUAUCUCAUAGGUCGCGUGGGCCGGACAUUCCGUGUGGAACCACCUAAGCGGUUGGAGCUGGCCUUUGACCCUGACAUGGUGAGCUACAGUGCAGAGCCAGAGGAGGAGGACAGCCGGACACAAGCCAGUCAGAAGGCUGCCCCUUUUGAGCUGAGCUACAACGAGAUCAAAGAUGCACGCUGGUUCUACGACACACCCGGCAUCAUGAAGGACAAAGAUAUCCUGAGUGUGCUGUCGGAGCAGGAAGUUAAGCAGGUGCUGCCAACCCAGGCCAUCAUGCCCCGCACCUUCAUCCUGCCCCCCGCCUCCUCCCUCUUCCUGGGGGGUCUGGCACGCAUCGACUACCUGGAGGGGGCUCACUCGUGCUGGUUCACUGUACUAGCGUCCUCUCGAGUUCCUGUUCACGUGACCACUCUGGAAAAAGCAGACAGCAUCUACCACAGGCACGCAGGGAGAGAACUACUCAAGGUCCCUAUGGGAGGGGACGACCGUAUGAGGGAUUUCCCACCUCUUGUUCCACAGGACUUUGAGCUGAUUGGUCAAGGUCCUACCGUUGCUGUCUGUGACAUCAAGCUGUCAUCUGCAGGAUGGGUGACGGUGACGGGAAUGGAGGGGGACAGGCUCCGCGUCCGAGGCCAUGCCCCAGAGGCUGCUGGGAUGUGUCUGCGCACGCCGCCGCUGCUGCCGCACAUCGCCAUGGUGAGGGGAGAGCGAAUCAAGAAGUCACCGGCGUACAAACCUCGCCGCCCACAGGCACUGCUCGAAUUGAGUCUCGCCAAACACAAAGCUAAGAAUGUCAAGAAGAGUGUCAAUAAGAGUGUGUGAGUGUGAGAUGGAGAUUAAGAGGACUGCGUGUGUGUAAAGUGGACUACGUGUGUGUAAAAGGGAGUGCGUGUGUGUAAAGUGGACUGUGU